Molecule: messenger RNA, 1638 nt
Organism: Aspergillus saccharolyticus JOP 1030-1
Lineage: Eukaryota; Fungi; Ascomycota; Eurotiomycetes; Eurotiales; Aspergillaceae
Product: MFS general substrate transporter
Exons: 3
Coding region: 1-1392 (463 amino acids)
Biological process (GO): transmembrane transport
Molecular function (GO): transmembrane transporter activity
Source: RefSeq, a predicted model, not a curated record
AUGGACGAGUACUUGCUCAAGAAUCAGCUGGAGCUCACAGCCGACGGCCAGUACGUCCGCUGGGGCAAGGAGAACAAGAGGCAACCGCGUAACUGGCCGACGAGCCGGAAAGUCUUUGACAGUAGCGUCAUUUUCCUGUUGGAUACCUUCACGUUUCUGGUGGGUCAGAUCUUCGGGGCGAUUGUCUUUCCCCCCUGGUCGGAGUCAUUCGGCCGCAAAAAUCUCUAUAUUCUGAGUUCGGCAGGGAGUGUGGUCUGCUGCGUCGUCCUCGGAGCGACGCAUUCCCUGGGAGCCGUGAUCCCUGCGCGAAUCAUAGCCGGAUGUCUGUCGGCGAUUCCCUAUACUGUCGGUGGCGGGAGCAUCGAGGAGAUGUUUGAUUCGCGGGCUCGGAUUUGGGUGAUAUUCAUUUGGACGAUUGCGUCAAAUUUUGGCUUGUUGCUGGGGCCCAUCAUGAGCACUUAUAUCUCUGCCCACCUCGACUGGCGCUGGGUGUUUCACAUCUCCGCCAUCAUCUUCGCCGUACUGACCGGGCUAUUCCUUCUGAUCCGCGAGUCUCGGCCCUCGCUUCUCCUUGCGCGUGAAGUCGCGCGCAUCCGACACGAGACUGGCAACGAAACCCUACAACCGCUGAACCCCGACCACACACCCGACUUCCAGACCUUCCUGCGGGUCUCCCUCUUCCGGCCGCUGCAGCUGUUUUUCGGGGAGUUGCUCAUCUUCGUCGUCGCCAUCAUGAUCGCCUUUUCCUUUUCCCUCGUCUACGUCUUCACCGAAGCCCUCCAACCCAUCUACGAGUCGAUGGGCUACACCGCCGCGCAGUCCUGUUUGGCGUUCGUCGCCAUCGGGGUCGGCGUCGUCUUCAGUACCUUCACCCGUUUCCUGGAUCACCGCAUCUUCGACGCACGCAAAGCGGCGGGUCAGCCCGUCAAGCCCGAAGACAAGCUGUACGGGCUGGUCAUCGGCGCCCCCGUCUUUGCCGUCGCGCUGUGGUGGUUCGCCUGGACGAUCCCGCCGCAGGUCGCGCAGCUCCCCUGGAUCGUGCCCUCCCUCGCGCUGGUGCUGAUCGGGUUCGCACUCAACGAGUUCGACACCGUGCUGUACGGGUACCUGUCGGAUAGUUACUUGAGCUACGCGGCAAGCGGGACGGCGGCGGUGCAGUUCCUGCGGGCGCUGGCGUCCGGGGUGUUUCCGCUGUUCACGCGCCAGAUGUUCGAUGGGUUGGGGGCGAAUGUGGCGGUCUCGGUGCUGGCGGCGCUGGCGACGGGGUUCUGUGUGGUGCCGGUGGUGUUUUUGUGCUAUGGGGAGCGGAUUCGCGCGCGCAGUCAGUUCGCGCGGUUUAGUCUGGAAGUGGAGGAGGAGUUGGGGACGACGGGUGAGGAGCGGGAGAAGUGAUUGCCUGGAAGAUAUAUAAUAGUGACUUUAUAUAUGUAUGCUGUCGGAAGAUCUUGGGUAUCAGUUGUAAAAUGUCACGGUGGAAGGGGGUCAUCUCAUUCCUCAGGGAUGUGUUCAAAAGGUAUAUUGUGGGGUGGAAGCACCGUUGGUUGUUGGCAUAUCAUGUUGUACAAUAAUGUCCCUAAAUUCUAGUAAGCUGAAGCAAAAUCUCCUCUACAAUAUUGCACCACAUCGACCCACCGUCCG